CUCCAUGGCUCAGAACACACCUUAAUCGCAGACUGGUGGAGUUUGCACAGACCAUUCCGAGCAAUGUUGGAAUCAAGUGAGGAAAAGACCCAGCAUUCCUGUUUCUGAUUACUAUUUAUCGAUGCCAGAAGACAGUGAAGCUUAACUGGGAUGCUCAAGACCAUUGAAGAACUUACUGGCACUCACAAUCUAGGACUGCAUGAAAAAUAGCAUCAUGGUUCAGCUAUUUAGGAGGCAGCUGAGAUCUGCACAACUGUAACCCAGCAGAGAGUUGCCACCUCCUAGAGAAGAUCAGUGAACAAACCAGCAACUAAAAAGAAGAGAUCCUUUCCUGGUGGCUCUGUUUACACAGUUCAAUAAAUAUGGAUUUCAGAACUAACCAUGAAAAUACACUGAACAAAGACUUUCAUAGAAAUGUGAUUUGGGCAAAUUAUCCCUCAAUUGUCGCUCAGCUUCAGAUGUCACCAGCGAUCUACAGACUUCUCCAGGAAAAAGGAAUUCUGCCUGACCAACAGAUCCAAAUAAUCCAGAGGGAAUGUAGCCAAGAGCUUAAAGUUGCAAAACUGCUUUCACUGUUAGAAGGAGAAGGAUGUUGGGUCUUGGAGCCAUUCUUUGAUCUGCUGAAUGAGACAGGCUAUGUUCAGUUGGCCAAAGUCUUACAAAGCACAGCAUUAACAAAGUGUCAAGCAAAGCAGGAAGAUUCUGGUAAUAAAAGCAAACUAUGGAAUCAAAUGCAGACACUGGAGCAGGAACUAGAGAAGGGUUACAUGGAGGAGUCACUUACCCUCCAAAGAACACUUGAAGACAUGAAGAGAGAAUAUUUACUGCGACUGCAGGAUUUGGAAAAUGAGUUUGUCUUCACUGAAAGGGAGCGGGAUGUGGCCAGAAGGGAGCGAAAUAUGGCCUUGCAAGAGAGGGAAUUACUAUUGAGACAGAACAAAGAGCUUCUGAAAACAUUAAAACAUGUGCGUCAAUCCCUGGAACAACAGGAAAACAAAUGGUACGGAGCAGACCAGACCAGUCAGGCACUGGCUUAUAUGGUACCCAUGAGAAACAAGUGGAAUUUAUUUCCAGUGGUCCCAGCAAAACUUAAUAUUCCAUUUGUUUUUCCUUAGGUUCAUAUGUUAUUCAUAUUCUUGCAUGAAAUCGUAUUUGAAAGAAGCAACUCACUUUCCUUUGGUUUGUAUCUAAUCUGCGCAUUUCUUUUGUACCUUGUCGAAAUUUUACCCAGCAUAUUUCCUGAUGCUCCUCUAAAGUACAAUUUAAAAAAAACUCACUUUGCUAAUCUUUUGAAAUGAUCAGACUCAAAUUGUAUAUUAAUAUAUAGCAUGCACCAGCAGAUCUUCUGUGCUGUAGUUCCUGAUGAGUAGAAAUGUAUGCUGCAGUUUUCUGAAUGAAGUGUGACAGGUGUGAUAAUUUCAAGUUUACUCAAGAUUCUUUACACAUUAUGUAAAUACUGCAAGCAGAUGAAAUAAAGCAGUG
Molecule: messenger RNA, 1482 nt
Organism: Rhincodon typus (whale shark)
Lineage: Eukaryota; Metazoa; Chordata; Chondrichthyes; Orectolobiformes; Rhincodontidae
Exons: 7
Coding region: 363-1115 (250 amino acids)
Biological process (GO): regulation of apoptotic process
Source: RefSeq, a predicted model, not a curated record